UUGACUGAGGACAGCAUCCCAUUAUUCUACAAAAACCUGAAGUGAGGAUGUGACGGUUUCAAGGGGAAGUCAUGAUGUUGCUUUAUGUUAAUGAUAAAGUGUGAACACUUUCAGCUUCCAAUACUAAGCAUGAGCAUGUCGACUGGAAGAGGAGUGCCGCCUCCGCUCUGCCAGGGCUUUCUGAAGAAACGGAAAGACAAAAUGCUUCGGUGGGUGACAUACUGGUUCAGACUUUACAAUACAACACUUUUUUUCUACACUAAAAAACAUGGGAGUGCUUUAGACCUCAGGGGACAAUAUUAUAUAUAUGAGGUUCAGUCUGUGCGGGAGGUAAACAGAUCGGAGAACAAUCGCUACCUAUUUGAGAUCACAAUGAAAAAUGGGAAGAAGAAAAUGCUGGCUGCAGAUACAGCUGAUGUCAGGCAGGAGUGGAUGGACCAGCUAUGGAAAGCCAUGCUGCUCAAUGGCCCCGACAGAUCUGGAUCUGUCUCUAAUGGGGAGCUGGUGCCAGAUAACAACCCUGAAGCUCGGUCUAGCCAGUGUGAAGGAUCAAGUACUGAGACCUGCAGCACUUCAAUGGACAGCAGAUGUCUCUCCAUUGGUCAAGAAUCAUUCCAGUCUUUCACUGAUGCUGAUGAGUCUCAAGAAACUCUGCGCACAGACAAUGUACUGGAGCAAAGUACUGAGGAGUUUAUACUGACUGACUAUGAAUAUGACGUUCUACCAGCGCGAAAACUUGCUGAAGAAGUCAUCUAUGACACUCCCCCUUCCAAAUGGUCAACCAAUGAGGGAGAGCAUGAGGCGACUGAGAACAUCUAUGAUGUCCCAAACGCCUUGAUUAGGAAACUGACUGAACAUACAAUUGAAUCUCACAGCGGCAGUAGUGUGAGUCCUGAGAGUGAUGAUCUUCUAAAUGACAUGAUAGCAUGUUUGGAUAGUGAAUCUGCUGCCUGGGUCAAGACUGCUCCUUUGUGAGCCUGAGUCACUUUUGGCAAGUCUGUGAUGAUAAUAAAUGUGUUGGAAUAAACCUUAUAUUGUUCAUUUUCCAUCCAGACUGUCAUUGUUCAUGUAGAACAAUGAUUAAUCUGUGUUCAUGUUGAAGUUUCAAACUUUCCCUGGGCAUCUAGACUAGACGAGGGAGGUGUAGUGUCUGGACCAAUCAGACACACACACAAAUUAUCUGUUAUAUUUAAUGAAUAAUUCAGCAAACUCACUAUCCCAACAAAGGUCUGUGAAACUUCUCCCAAAUCAAGCCAACACUGGCAGAACCUGGUGUCCUGUUACAGGACACAGUAAGACUGAUAAGUUUUACGACCCAAAAGAAUGUGCAGGGAAUUGAUUGUGACUUAAUUCUUGAGAAGGAUAAAUGAACCCUUUUAAUCCUAUAUAUGCUGUAUAACCAUGUGAUAAAUGUAUCUAAUUUUCCAUCUCAUGAGUUUCCUUUUAUGUGGUUUGGCCUAUGUCUUCAUUCUCUCUUCAAAAGCAUUUUGGUCUGAAACAUGACUUGCAUACUAUGGUUAACCAAACAAUGAAAUUACACAUUCAAAUGCCCUGUUAGAAUGCAAUGGGUCAUUAAAAACUCCAAAGGGAGCGCUUAUUGGCUCACGCACCUCCAGACGGUGACAUCUUCAUGCUUUAAAAAUCACUGAUCACAAGAUCAGCUCUCACUUGUCCUCUUAGCUCUCUUGUGCUCUUAGCCUCUGGCUCUCUCUCUUGGGCCUUCCUGAGAAGCCCUAAUGUGAAGAUGAUGCUGAACUAGAAGUUCCUCAAGGACUCUCAAGCUUGCGCCCGGCUGCGGCCCAUUCACCAAAGAUCCUCCGACAAUCACUGGUUCUCUCUCAUCAAGACCACAUCUGCAAAGAUCAACUUGAGCUUCAACAAAUUGCAUCAGGACUGUUUUAAUUCAAAUGGGCGAGACAUGCAUGUAUCAAACUUAGUCUCAUUAUUUUAUACAUCAAGUAUCCUUUCCCCUUUUUAAGAAGGGCGUGCUAGAACUAAGAAGGGCGUGUUAGAGUUUGCUCAGGCGGUUGAUCUACUGAACUUCAAACAAUGCUAUGACUUCUUGAUUUCUUGUAUUCUGUUUCAGCUCUCUUUCCCUUGGUAAACUGUAUGUAUGUGUAUUUUUUGAAGUAGUGUAAAUAUUUAGUCUAGUUAAUAAAAUCUUG
Messenger RNA from Pimephales promelas (fathead minnow), 2165 nucleotides. RefSeq lists its product as uncharacterized. NCBI's taxonomy places the organism in Eukaryota, Metazoa, Chordata, Actinopteri, Cypriniformes, Leuciscidae. The record is from RefSeq and is a predicted model, not a curated record.